Aricia agestis (brown argus) is the source of this 4687-nucleotide messenger RNA. RefSeq names its product agrin-like. The record is from RefSeq and is a predicted model, not a curated record. NCBI's taxonomy places the organism in Eukaryota, Metazoa, Arthropoda, Insecta, Lepidoptera, Lycaenidae. The coding region runs from base 167 to 3373 and encodes 1068 amino acids. Gene Ontology annotation, molecular function: protein binding. Gene Ontology annotation, biological process: cell differentiation; multicellular organism development. The transcript is spliced from 16 exons.
AACGUUCGCGCAUGCUCCUAAGUGUUCGCUUUGGAGGCUUCACAAUUCACAUCUUCGCACUUUAGUCAGUUACGAUGUGUUCGUGUGUUGAGUUAGGAGCUUUUAUCUCCAAAGAAACGAUGUGCUAAUCCAUUUAUAAACUGCGCGACUUAAUUUGGAUCGCGAUAUGACAAAAUCCUUUUUAUUGGAGUCUGCUAUAGUAUCGGCGCUUAUUUUUGCCUGCGCUUCUGGAUGCUACGUGUUUCCUAGCGACGUACCGGACCCGUGUCGCGGUGUGAUCUGCGGCCCCGGCGAGCUCUGCCGGCCCACGGCCGACGCCCACAGCUACACCUGCGAGUGCCCCGCCUCAUGCCCCAGCUAUGGCGACCACGAGGGCUCCAGGCCGCUGUGUGCCAGCGACGCCAAGGACUACCCCAACGUGUGUGAGAUGCGACGGGCCGCUUGCGAGACGAACGCUAAUAUAACUUUCAAGUAUUACGGCAAGUGUGAUCCUUGUGCAGGCGUAACCUGCCCAGAUCCAGAAGUCUGUCAGCUGGACGACAAACGGCAGCCAUCGUGUCGGUGCGCGGAGCCCUGUCCGCUAGAAUUCUCGCCCGUUUGUGCCUCCGACGGUAAAACUUACUCCAAUGAGUGCCAGAUGCACAGAGAGUCAUGUCGAGCGAGGAAACAAUUGAAAAUCAUAUUUAAAGGACAGUGCAGUUCUGGACUGAACCCGUGCGCGGAGGUGGAAUGUCGUCACGGAGCGGAGUGUCGCGUGGAGGGGGGUGGGGCGGUGUGUGCGUGCCCACCGGCGUGCGAGCCCGUGCUGCGGCCCGUGUGCGGCUCCGACGCACGUACGCACGACAGCGAGUGUGAGCUGCGCCGCGCCGCCUGUCUACUAGGCCGGGAACUGAAAGUCGUGCACGCCGGUGCUUGCGGUUCAAACGGCGUGUGCGCGGGGCGCUUGUGUCCGCACGGGGGCGAGUGCGUCUCAGCAGGUGGGCGGGGCGUGUGCCGCUGCCCGCGCUGCUCCAACGAGUUCGCGCCCGUCUGCGGCUCCGACGGCAUCUCGUACGGCAACCGCUGCAAGCUGCAGCUGGAAGCAUGCCGGCAUCGCCGUGACGUCACUGUUCUGUACGACGGACCGUGCAAUGGAUGUGAGAACAAAAAAUGCGAAUUCUACGCGGUAUGCGAGAGUGAUGGCAUAUCAGAAGCGAGCUGCGUCUGUCCAAAACAUUGUGAAGAGGGCACAGAAACUGAAGAGGUUUGCGGUAGUGACAAUAAAACGUACAGCAGUAUGUGUUCGUUGAGGGACGUCGCUUGCCGGGAAAAGAAGAGACUACACGUCAAACAUAUGGGAUCCUGUGAAUCUUGCGGUGGUGUAGAGUGCGAAGCGGGCACGUGCGCGCGCGGCGAGUGUUCGUGCGCUAGUGUGUGUACGGCGCGCGAGCCCGUGUGCGCGCGCGGCAUCACCUUCCCCAGCGAGUGUGCGCUGCGUCGUGCAGCGUGCGAGGCGAAACUACGCGGGGAACCCCCGCCGCGACUGAGCUACUACGGAGAAUGCACGGAUAACUACGACGGGAAUAUGACUGUUGCUGGCAACAAAAGUUUUGACCGCGGCAACGAAAUCCGAGACGAGACCACCGACUCGGGCACGGGCAGUGCUGUGUGCGCGCGCGUGCAAUGCGCGUAUGAAGCCACGUGUUCGGUCGACGCUAGCGGCCAGCCACGAUGCGCGUGCCUGUUCGAUUGCGCGGCGGCGGCGGCGGCGCAGUCCGCGCCUGUGUGUGCGUCUGACAUGCGCAUGUACCCGACGUUAUGUCAUAUGAAACUCGAGGCGUGUCGACGGCAAGAGGACUUGAGAUUAAGACCGUUAGCUCUUUGUCGGGGAUUAGAGUUCAAGCCAUGUGGGGACGACGAGCCAAUAACGGACGCUGACGGUCGGCCGAUGGACUGCGGCGGCGGGCCCCACAGGAAGGACUGUCCGGCCGGCAGCUACUGUCAUCACACCGCCAAGGCAGCAAGAUGCUGUAAAAAAGACAAGACCGUAGAAGACAAGAAGGACUGUCAAGAAUCGUGGUACGGGUGCUGUGCUGACGGCGUCACGGCUGCCAAGGGUCCGGGCGGUGGGGGCUGCCCGUCGCAGUGUGGCUGCCAUCGACUCGGAGCCUCGUCGGAGUUGUGUGAUGAGGCCGGACAGUGUUCCUGUCAGCCCGGCGUCGGCGGACUCAAGUGUGACCGCUGCGAGCCCGGCUACUGGGGCCUGCCGCGUAUCGGUACUGGACACACGGGUUGUAUACCAUGCGGUUGCUCCGCGUUCGGUUCGGUCCGCGAGGACUGCGAGCAGAUGACCGGGCGGUGCGUGUGCAAGGCCGGCAUACAGGGACAGAAGUGCACCGUCUGCUCCAACCACGAGCACACCUUGGGGCCGAACGGAUGUUUUGAUCCGGAGUCUACCCAGCUGCCAGCGACAGACUGCGAGCGCAUGACGUGCUACUUCGGCGCGUACUGCGUGCUGCGGAGCGGGCUCGCCACGUGCGAGUGUAGCACCGCCGAGUGCGGCCCUGGCCCUACCGUCUGCGGCAGCGACGGUCGCACUUACCCCAGCACCUGCCACCUCCGAGCGCACGCCUGCCGCUCCCAGGCCGACGUCGUCGUUCAGGCGUUCGGCCCCUGCGAGACCCCCCUCGUCCGAGAGCAUAGCCAUAGAGCCGCUAAGGAGAAGCCGAGGAGCGGGUGCGUAAAGCAUCCUCCCAACGAAAUAGAGGAGUCGUACGAUCUGAACGAGAUCGAGGAGAGCUACCCGGCGUACGACGACUACUUGUAUGAAAACGAGAACGAGGUGUAUACUGCGCCUUUAUUCGACGGCCUGGCACGAAUGACGGCUCGCAUGAGGUUGCCAGCGAAGAGGUUCGAUAUCUGGGCGGAGGUGUCGCCCGUGUGCGAUAAGGGGACUCUGAUAAGCGCCGCGGGCGUCCGAGACUAUUUGUGGGUGGGGUUCAUGGAGGACCGCGCGGUCCUGAAGUGGGACGCGGGGAGCGGGCCGCUGGAGCUGCGCUCGGGGAAGGUGCGAGUGGAUGUGAAGUCGAAGAUAUCGGCGCGGCGGUACAAGAAGGACGCCAUGUUGAAGCUGGGCUCCUCCGUCGCGCGCGGCUCCACGCGCGGCCGCAUGAGCUCGCUCGAUGUCGACCCCUUCAUUUACAUCGGCCACCCACCUGGAAAUGUCACGAAGAACAUGUCUGGCUCCCACUCGCUCUCAGGCUUCGUGGGCUGCGUGCACCGUCUGCGAGUUAGCGGACGCGAUAUCAUCCCGCCAGCACGCGGCGUCUCCGUGGUCUCCUACGGUGUCAAACCCUGCACCGCUUACAACGUCGCCAAAGUGGUGUGUCCCUAGUACUAUAAUUGACCACAUAAAAGGCUAGACCGACAACUAAAGCGAUAUCACGCGUCAGCGACGCACUGAUAUUGUUUUUGUUCUCUUUCAUAUCCUGAAUGUCGCUGGCAUUAUAGUGACACAAUAGAAUCCAGCUAGACUCCAGGCAUUGGCAUGGUACUAUUACAGAACGGCAAAAUUUUGUUUUCUGAUUUAUUAAGUGGUCCUCCCCUCCUCGCGUCGUGUUCCUCAUUGUUAAGGGUCGUGAAUCCCCUUUUGGAAUUAAAAAAAAUAUUAAGUGGUAAAUCAAUGUUUAUUUACUUAAAACUUGUCCGUAACAAUAUUGUUACAAUGUAACAUGUCAUGUUAGAUGACUUAACUAAAUGACGUAUAAAGUAUAAAGACAGAAAUAAACCAAACACUUUACAUGAAAUUAAAUAAUAUUUGCAUGUAUUAUCACGGCAAGUGCGAAUCUACCAUUAUAUUUUAAAUUAUAUUAUACUUACUUAAAAUUUUGGUGAUAAUGAUGAUCUAGUUAAUUUUUGUCUGAGUAUCAUUUUUGAAAGAAAAAUUAACAAAUAUUUAAGCGAAAUGCGGUGCGAGUCAAGUUUAAUAAUAUUCUUAAAAUUAUCACAAAAUCGCAUGAAAACGUAAUUUUGCUAGAUUUUAUACUUACUUAAAUAAAGGGUCAGUAGAUUAAUUAUUUGUCUUCAUGAGAACAUGAAACAUGCGUACCUAAUUCCCUUAUUAAUAAGUAAUUAUUGUAAAUGGUGGCACUUGCGUUUAUCUAAAAAAGUUAAAUCUAAUAACUCUAAAAAAUUUACCACUCACUAGAUAAUUUAAAUAUUAUACUAAUUAAUAUUUUCCAAGGAGCUAAAAGUUUCUGCCAUCUUUUGGCUGCAUCAUCAGAUGUAGUCAGAAAUUCGUGUAGAACAAAAACUGUGUCCUUGGCGUGCUCGCCAUUUCUAUGAAUCAACACGAAAGUCAGUUAAUAUAUUCAAAUUUAAGGUUUUGUUGGAAAAAAUGCGAAUUGACUGGAAAAAGAAGAGUUAAAUUGGUCGAUUUUGAGGGACUGAAAUAUUGAAUGGUGAUAAAUGAUAGUGUAGAGCGGCCUUUAUUAGGUUUAGGAUGAAAGCAAUGUUAAUUGGUGAUUGGUCUCAUAAAUCUUUCUCUUCUUUCUAUUCAUUUCAAUCGUCUUACUAAAGUUUGAAGUGUGUAUUAGUUAGAAAAUUUUCUUCAAUAACGUACUAGUAAAUAAUUACCCCCGCUCUAUUAAAAGUAUUUACUGACCCCCUUACUAAUAAACGAUGUAUAAGCUUUAAAUAGUUAUACAGU